Messenger RNA from Suricata suricatta (meerkat), 3188 nucleotides. RefSeq names its product BMP/retinoic acid inducible neural specific 1 (gene BRINP1). The coding region runs from base 456 to 2741 and encodes 761 amino acids. Gene Ontology annotation, biological process: negative regulation of mitotic cell cycle; positive regulation of neuron differentiation. The record is from RefSeq and is a predicted model, not a curated record. Lineage: Eukaryota; Metazoa; Chordata; Mammalia; Carnivora; Herpestidae. The transcript has 8 exons.
CGCACUUGGACUUCCCUCUCCAUUCGCUGGCCGCCUCGCUCCGGGUCCCCACGGCUGUGAACUGAUCUGGUGCGGGGGGUGGGGGGAGGAGGAAAGCGCAGGCGAGCGAGCGAGCGAGAGAGCGGGCGAGCGAGCCAGAGAGCAAAGCGAGAGCGAGAGAGCCGGGAGGCUGAGGGAGUAGUGACCGCCUUCCGGAGCCGGGAUUCAUGCCUGUCCUCGGGACCAGCGAAGGGGACUUUACGGCUGAGUAUGAGCCAGGCUGCUAGGAGCCAGGUACCCCCACGCCUGCAGUCCCCGCGCCGUUCCCGGUAUGCGAGCUGGACGCAGGGCUCUCCCAAGUUCCCACCGAGCCGAAUAAAAAGCGCCCUCCCGCAGCUCUCCGCCAAAGACGGACAUUGACUCCAGGGCGCCACAGAAUGGAGCAAGAAUGAGAGGAGAAAGGCCGGCAGAAAAGCAUGAACUGGAGGUUUGUUGAGCUCCUCUACUUCCUGUUUGUAUGGGGCCGUAUCUCAGUGCAGCCCUCCCACCAGGAACCAGCUGGGACAGACCAACAUGUCUCCAAGGAAUUUGAUUGGCUUAUUUCAGACAGGGGGCCUUUCCACCACUCCAGGAGCUACCUAUCCUUUGUGGAAAGACACCGUCAAGGAUUUACAACCAGAUAUAAAAUAUACAGGGAGUUUGCCCGUUGGAAGGUGAGGAACACAGCCAUCGAGAGGAGAGACCUGGUCCGCCAUCCAGUGCCCCUCAUGCCAGAGUUUCAAAGAAGCAUCCGCUUGCUUGGCAGGAGACCCACCACUCAGCAGUUCAUCGAUACCAUCAUCAAAAAGUACGGCACCCACCUCCUCAUCUCUGCCACCUUGGGAGGGGAGGAGGCCUUGACCAUGUACAUGGACAAAAGCCGCCUCGACAGGAAGUCAGGGAACGCCACGCAAAGUGUUGAAGCUCUGCACCAGCUUGCAUCGUCCUACUUUGUCGACCGUGACGGCACCAUGAGGAGGCUCCAUGAGAUCCAGAUAUCAACUGGAGCCAUCAAGGUUACAGAGACACGCACUGGGCCUCUGGGCUGUAACAGCUAUGACAAUCUGGACUCUGUGAGUUCCGUCCUUCUGCAAAGCACGGAGAGCAAACUGCACCUUCAAGGUCUUCAGAUAAUCUUCCCUCAGUAUCUGCAAGAGAAGUUUGUCCAGUCGGCCUUGAGCUACAUCAUGUGUAACGGCGAGGGAGAGUACGUGUGCCAGAACAGCCAGUGUCAAUGUCAGUGUGCGGACGAGUUCCCACAGUGUAACUGCCCCAUCACCGACAUCCAGAUCAUGGAGUACACGCUGGCCAACAUGGCCAAGUCCUGGGCCGAAGCUUAUAAGGACCUGGAGAAUUCAGAUGAGUUUAAAUCGUUCAUGAAGCGUCUCCCCAGCAACCACUUCCUGACCAUCGGGAGCAUCCACCAGCACUGGGGCAAUGACUGGGACCUGCAGAACCGCUACAAGCUCCUGCAGAGUGCCACCGAGGCCCAGAGGCAGAAGAUCCAGCGCACCGCCCGCAAGCUCUUCGGCCUCAGUGUCCGCUGUCGCCACAAUCCUAACCACCAGCUGCCUAGAGAGAGGACAAUUCAGCAGUGGCUUGCAAGGGUCCAGUCGCUCCUCUACUGCAAUGAGAACGGGUUUUGGGGCACCUUCCUGGAGAGCCAGAGGAGCUGCGUGUGCCACGGCAGCACCACACUGUGCCAGCGGCCCAUCCCCUGCAUCAUAGGGGGGAACAACAGCUGUGCCAUGUGCAGCCUGGCCAACAUCUCCCUCUGCGGCUCCUGCAACAAGGGCUACAAGUUGUACCGGGGCCGCUGCGAGCCACAGAACGUGGACUCGGAGCGGAGCGAGCAGUUCAUCAGCUUCGAGACCGACCUGGAUUUCCAGGACCUGGAGCUGAAGUACUUGCUGCAGAAGAUGGACUCGCGCCUCUACGUGCACACCACCUUCAUCAGCAACGAGAUCCGCCUCGACACCUUCUUCGAUCCCCGGUGGCGCAAGCGCAUGUCCCUCACGCUCAAGAGCAACAAGAACCGCAUGGACUUCAUCCACAUGGUGAUCGGCAUGUCCAUGCGCAUCUGCCAGAUGCGCAACAGCAGCCUGGACCCCAUGUUCUUUGUCUACGUCAACCCCUUCAGCGGGAGCCACUCGGAGGGCUGGAACAUGCCCUUCGGGGAGUUUGGCUACCCACGCUGGGAGAAGAUUCGUCUCCAAAACAGCCAGUGCUACAACUGGACUCUCUUGCUGGGCAAUCGGUGGAAAACGUUUUUCGAGACGGUCCACAUCUACCUACGAAGUCGGACUCGGCUACCUACCCUACUGCGUAAUGAGACUGGCCAGGGCCCGGUGGACCUGUCCGAUCCCUCCAAGAGGCAGUUCUACAUCAAGAUCUCCGAUGUGCAGGUGUUCGGGUACAGCCUGCGCUUCAAUGCUGACCUCCUUCGCAGUGCCGUGCAGCAGGUCAACCAGUCCUACACACAAGGCGGCCAGUUCUAUUCUUCUUCGUCCGUGAUGCUCCUCUUGUUGGAUAUUCGGGACCGAAUUAACCGCCUGGCCCCUCCCGUGGCCCCGGGGAAACCUCAGCUGGACUUGUUCUCCUGUAUGCUCAAGCACCGCCUGAAACUGACCAACAGCGAGAUCAUCAGGGUGAACCACGCCUUGGACCUCUACAACACCGAGAUCCUCAAACAGUCAGACCAGAUGACGGCCAAACUCUGUUGACCUGGGGACUCCUUGCCAUGGGCUUUCCCUUUUGUUGUACACACAUAACAGAACAAAGCAAAGCAACACAAACAAAAAUUUGUAAAAUGUAAUUAAUAAUUCAAAGAAAAGGAGGAAGAGUCUUCAUUCGUUGGAAACUAAAACGUUCUAGCAACUGUAUAAAACCGUUGGGCAUGUUUGUUAUUUCUAUACUCUGUCAUGAAGAAGGGUCUCAGCCUUUGGAGGAGCUUGGAGGGGUUGCUUCUUAGGCCUCAGGUGCUGUAUUGUGGGGGGAGAUGGGGGAGAGCAUAUGCAAUGAAUUGCAAAGAUCUCUGCUGUGCAGGUGCUAAGAUCAAACACUUAAAAGAAAGAGAGAUAUAUGUAAUGUACAACUGACACUGCCAUUUUUCCUUGUGGGAGGAAAUGGACAUACAUAAAGAUAUUUCUUGGGUUAUGAUUUCUUCCCUC